Messenger RNA from Paramormyrops kingsleyae, 1164 nucleotides. It is a transcript of the gene mab21l3, whose product is annotated as mab-21-like 3. NCBI's taxonomy places the organism in Eukaryota, Metazoa, Chordata, Actinopteri, Osteoglossiformes, Mormyridae. The record is from RefSeq and is a predicted model, not a curated record.
AUGGCAGAAUUCACUGAAGAAGACCUGGACCAGUAUCUACAAAAUCAGGUCGACCUCAGACACAGACAGGUCUCAAAAACAGUGGAGGAGGUUCAGAAGAUCAUCAAGGACCUGACGUCUGAGGUCAGCGUCAAGGACGGUCGCUUUCAAUCCAUCUCCAACUCCGGCGUCCACAGCGACAGCCUCAAAGAUCAACCUGCUUUACUCGCCAAAUGGGCCACAUUGCUCAGGGGACGGUGUGCGUUCAAUCCAGCUAUCCAGGUCCUAACACCCACCCAGUUCCUCAUUUCGGUGCCAUUGAGGGGACUGACGGGAUACAGGGAACGACGGGCCCGGCGGUGGCGCUACUAUUCGCUGAGCGGGUCACGGCGGCAAUCUCCAGUCCGUGAGCCGGAGAAGCUGCACCAAUGGCUGGAGCUGGACAGCUUCCUGAGCCCCACGCAGGAGUGGCAUGAUAGCCACGUCGCCAUCGAGGGUGACAUCGUGCCAGCCAAGGUGGUCAGUGUCUUCAAGGAGCAGGUGGAAGAGGCCGUCAAAUCCCGCAGCUUAGCCAGUAAAGUCAGCGUCCUUGACACGAUGGGCUCGGUGGUCCGUGUUGCCGUGGAGACAUCAGAGGCCCAGAUCGAAGUGGAAUUGGUGCCGACGGUGGAGCUGAUGCACUCCUGGCCCAAGAAGGCUCGCUGGCCCCGGCUGCUCAAGCGAUGGCCUCCAGCGGAUCGUGUCCGCUGCAUCAAGUCCUUUGGAUUCAAUCUGCUGGCUACGUCCAACUACCACUGGCUGCUGUCCUUCUCACGGGCAGAGCAGGUGCUGCUAGGAAGCAUCGACGAGGAUGGGGGUUGCCGAAGGAAGUGCUACCGGAUUGUCCGGCAGCUGAAGGAGGAUGUCUGGUGUCCCGGCAACAAACCUACCAUCACAGCCUACCAUCUACAGAACCUGCUUUUCUGGACCUGUGAGAAAUACCCCAAUUCCAAGCACUGGAAGAACCUGAAGGAGAGCGUCCUGAGGCUGGUCAGGAAGCUCCACAAGUGUGCUAGCCAGCGCUACCUCAAGCACUACUUUGUGGGCUCCUAUAACCUGCUCAAAUACACUAACACCAAUGAUCUGGAUGACAUGGCCAGCAAGAUCUCCACGUUCCUGGACAACCCAGCUGCCUACAUCCACUAA